Peromyscus leucopus (white-footed mouse) is the source of this 8516-nucleotide messenger RNA. RefSeq names its product PH domain and leucine rich repeat protein phosphatase 1 (gene Phlpp1). The record is from RefSeq and is a predicted model, not a curated record. The coding region runs from base 195 to 5240 and encodes 1681 amino acids. The transcript is spliced from 17 exons. Gene Ontology annotation, molecular function: protein binding. Lineage: Eukaryota; Metazoa; Chordata; Mammalia; Rodentia; Cricetidae.
ACCGAGGCACCGACGGAAUGCUCCGGAUCGCCACAUAAUCCUCUGGAACGGCCGCGCCGAACGCCAUCGGCGUCUCCCUCUCCGCGCGCCGCCGCCGCCGCCGCCGCCGCCGUCUCCCACCUUCGCUUCACCUCCUCCUCCUCCGCUGCUGCUGCUGCCUCCGGAGCUGGGGGGCGACGCGAAGCCCCGCUGCGAUGGAGCCCGCCGCCGCAGCCCCGGCCCAGAGACUCGCGGACCCCGCGGGUGAGGACCGAGCCCCGGCGGCGGCGGCGGCGGCGGCCGAGGGCGGUCGGAGUCCGGAGCCCGCGCUGAGCGUGGCGGCCGCGAGCGGCGGGAACGGCGGCGCGGCGCGAGAGCAGGCCCCCCGCGAGGCGCCGCCGCCGGGGCCGAUGCCCGGCCGCGCGGGAGGCACCGGGCGCAGGCGGCGGCGCGGGGCGCCUCCGCCCGCGGCCGGCGGGGCCGUCCCGGGGCCCGCAGCCGCCGGCGGCGCCAAUUCGCUGCUGCUGCGGAGAGGGCGGCUGAAGAGGCAUCUGUCGGCCGCCGCCGCCGCCUCGUCGUCCUCGUCGCCUUCCUCGGCCGCCGCCGGCCUCCCGGCCUCCUGCUCGGCCUCGGCGUCGCUGUGCACCCGGAGCCUGGACAGGAAGACGCUGCUCCUGAAGCACCGGCAGCUGCUGCAGCUGCAGCCGUCGGACAGGGACUGGGUGAGGCACCAGCUCCAGCGCGGCUGUGUGCACGUCUUUGACCGCCACAUGGCCUCGUCCUACCUGCGCCCAGUGCUCUGCACGCUGGACACGACAGCCGCCGAGGUGGCCGCACGGCUUCUGCAGCUGGGCCACAAAGGCGGCGGGGUGGUGAAGGUGCUGGGCCAGGGGCCGCCUCCCGCCGCCGCCCCUGCCGGCAGCGAGCAGACCCCGGACGCCGAGCUCCGGAGGGACGUGGAGCCACCGCCCUCGAGCUGCACUCCCGGUGCUGUCGGGGGCCCUGCGCGCGCGCCUCCCGCCGACCUGCCGCUUCCCGGGGGCGCCUGGACACGCGGCGCACCCCGCGCCAGCCCCGCGCCCUCGGACUCCAGCCCCGGAGAGCUGUUCGCGGGUGGCCCCGGUUCCCCGCCCCGCGCCCCGCACCCGGCCUCCGACACCGAGAGCUUCAGCCUGAGCCCCAGCGCCGAGAGCGUGUCUGACCGGUUGGACCCCUACAGCAGCGGCGGCGGCUCCUCGUCGUCCGAGGAGCUAGAGGCUGACCCGGCACCGGGCUCGACCGGGGCUCCCGGGCCGCCGCCCCUCCGCCCUGGCUGCCCCGCGCAGCCUCCACCGCCGCCCCCGAAGACCUCGCCUCCACUGCAGCCGAAAACCCCGAGGGGUGUCGAUGGCACAGGCGGGAUGGCCGGCCAGGGUCCCCGAGAGGGUAAGGUGGCGGCUGCAGCUCCGGGCGGUCUUCCGUCGACUCCGGGGAGGAUCCGGGAGACCGCGCAAAAGACGUCUUCACCGCCUUCCCUGUAUGUACAGUUCCACGGAGAGACUACCCGGCGCCUAGAGGCGGACGAGAAGCCAUUGCAGAUCCAAAAUGACUACCUCUUCCAACUGGGAUUUGGGGAGCUGUGGAGGGUGCAGGAGGAAGGCAUGGACUCGGAGAUUGGCUGCCUCAUCAGAUUCUAUGCAGGAAAACCUCACAGCACUGGGAGCUCCGAGCGGAUUCAGCUCUCAGGAAUGUACAAUGUCCGAAAAGGCAAAAUGCAAUUGCCAGUGAACCGAUGGACAAGACGCCAGGUUAUCCUGUGUGGGACCUGCUUGAUAGUGUCAUCUGUGAAAGACAGCUUGAGCGGAAAGAUGCAUGUUUUGCCACUGAUUGGUGGGAAAGUGGAAGAGGUGAAGAAGCACCAGCACUGCUUAGCCCUCAGCUCCUCGGGGCCCCAAAGCCAGACGUACUACAUCUGCUUUGACACGUUCACGGAGUACUUACGGUGGCUGCGGCAAGUCUCCAAGGUUGCAUCCCAACGCAUAAGCUCAGUAGACCUCUCGUGUUGUAGCCUUGAACAUCUGCCUGCCAAUCUCUUCUACAGCCAAGACCUUACUCAUCUCAAUUUAAAACAAAACUUCCUAAGGCAAAACCCCACCCUCUCAGCUGCCAGAGGACUUGGUGAACUGCAAAGGUUCACCAAGUUGAAGAGCCUUAACCUUUCCAAUAACCACCUAGGAGCCUUUCCGUCAGCAGUCUGCAGCAUUCCAACCCUGACAGAGCUGAAUGUGUCUUGCAAUGCUCUUCGAGAGGUCCCCGCAGCUGUCGGAGCUAUGCAGAACUUGCAGACGUUUUUGCUGGAUGGGAAUUUUCUCCAGUCUCUUCCUGCUGAGUUGGAGAACAUGCACCAGCUCAGCUAUCUGGGUCUUUCCUUUAAUGAAUUCACGGACAUUCCAGAGGUAUUGGAGAAGUUGACUGCUGUGGAUAAACUCUGUAUGGCUGGGAACUGUAUGGAGACCCUCAGACUACAGGCUUUAAGAAGAAUGCCUCAUAUUAAACAUGUGGACCUAAGACUGAACAUACUCAGAAAGCUUGUAGCCGAUGAAGUGGACUUUGUGCAGCAUGUCACUCAACUUGACCUGAGAGACAAUAAACUUGGUGACCUAGAUGCUAUGGUUUUCAACAACAUAGAAGUUCUGCACUGUGAGAGGAAUCAGCUGGUGACAUUGAACAUUUGUGGCUAUUUCCUAAAAGCACUCUAUGCUUCUUCUAAUGAACUUGUUCAACUUGAUGUUUACCCAGUUCCGAAUUAUCUGUCUUCCAUGGAUGUCUCAAGAAACUGCCUAGAAAAUGUGCCUGAGUGGGUAUGUGAAAGCCGAAAGUUAGAAGUUUUAGAUAUUGGCCAUAAUCAAAUAUGUGAACUUCCUGCCCGCUUAUUUUGUAAUAGUAGUCUCCGGAAAUUGCUGGCAGGACACAACCAGUUGGCAAGGCUUCCUGAAAGACUAGAGAGAACGUCGGUGGAGGUCUUGGAUGUGCAGCAUAACCAGCUCAUUGAGCUCCCACCUAACCUUCUCAUGAAGGCUGACAGCCUGAGAUUCCUGAAUGCAUCUGCAAACAAACUGGAAACCUUGCCUCCAGCCACGCUUUCUGAAGAGACAAGCAGUAUCUUACAGGAGUUGUACUUGACAAACAACAGCCUCACCGAUAAGUGUGUGCCUUUGUUAACAGGGCACCCACGUCUGAAGAUCCUGCACAUGGCCUAUAACCGGCUUCAGAGCUUCCCAGCAAGUAAAAUGGCAAAACUAGAGGAGCUUGAAGAAAUUGAUAUCAGUGGGAAUAAACUGAAAGCCAUCCCAACAACGAUCAUGAAUUGCAGGCGCAUACACACAGUGAUUGCUCACUCCAAUUGCAUCGAAGUCUUUCCUGAAGUUAUGCAGCUCCCAGAAGUCAAGUGUGUAGAUCUGAGCUGUAAUGAGCUAAGCGAAAUCACAUUACCAGAAAACCUACCGCCUAAAUUGCAAGAGCUAGACUUGACUGGAAACCCUCGUCUUGCCCUGGACCACAAAAGCCUGGAGCUGCUGAAUAACAUCCGCUGCUUCAGGAUUGACCAACCUUCAGCGGGAGAUGCGUCUGGAGCUCCAGCAGUGUGGAGCCAUGGCUACACUGAAGCAUCGGGAGUGAAAAACAAGCUCUGUGUCGCAGCACUGUCGGUGAAUAACUUCCGGGACAACCGGGAGGCCCUCUAUGGUGUGUUUGAUGGAGACCGGAAUGUGGAGGUGCCGUACCUUCUCCAGUGCACCAUGAGUGACAUUUUGGCUGAAGAGCUUCAGAAAACGAAAAAUGAAGACGAAUACAUGGUCAAUACGUUCAUAGUCAUGCAAAGGAAACUGGGAACUGCUGGGCAGAAACUUGGUGGUGCUGCCGUCCUGUGCCACAUCAAGCAUGACCCUGUGGACCUUGGAGGAUCCUUUACCUUGACCUCUGCUAAUGUUGGCAAGUGCCAAACGGUUCUCUGCCGAAAUGGGAAGCCACUGCCUCUGUCCAGAUCGUACGUCAUGAGCUGUGAAGAAGAGCUGAAGAGAAUUAAGCAGCACAAGGCCAUCAUCACUGAGGAUGGCAAGGUGAAUGGAGUGACAGAGUCCACACGCAUCCUGGGCUACACCUUCCUCCAUCCCAGCGUGGUGCCUCGCCCCCAUGUGCAGUCAGUACUUCUGACUCCACAGGAUGAGUUCUUCAUUCUGGGCAGUAAGGGGCUGUGGGACAGCCUGUCCAUUGAGGAGGCGGUGGAGGCUGUGCGAAAUGUGCCAGAUGCUCUGGCUGCCGCCAAGAAGCUAUGUACCCUGGCCCAGAGCUACGGCUGCCAUGAGAGCAUCAGCGCUGUGGUAGUGCAGCUCAGUGUCACCGAAGACAGCUUCUGCUGCUGUGAGCUCAGUGCUGCAGGAAGCAUGCCACCACCUAGUCCAGGCAUCUUCCCACCCUCCGUCAACAUGGUGAUAAAGGACCGGCCCUCGGAUGGACUGGGCGUGCCAUCCUCCAGCAGUGGCAUGGCGUCGGAGAUCAGCAGUGAGCUGUCCACCUCUGAGAUGAGCAGUGAGGUGGGCUCCACGGCCUCCGAUGAGCCCCCCUCCGGGGUCCUGAGCGAGAGCAGCCCCGCCUACCCCAACGAGCAGCGCUGCAUGCUGCACCCCGUCUGCCUGUCCAACUCCUUCCAGCGUCAGCUGUCCAGCGCCACUUUCUCCAGCGCCUUCUCCGACAACGGCCUCGACAGUGACGAUGAAGAACCCAUUGAGGGUGUCUUCAGCAACGGCAGCCGGGUAGAGGUAGAAGUGGACAUCCAUUGCAGCCGGGCCAAGGAGAAGGAGAGACAACAACCCCUGCUUCAGGUGCCAGCUGAGGCCAGUGAUGAGGGCAUUGUCAUCAGUGCCAAUGAGGAGGAGUCAGGCUUGUCCAAGAAGGCAGACUUUUCUGCUGUGGGGACCAUUGGGCGACGCAGGGCUAAUGGCUCUGUAGCACCCCAGGAAAGGAGCCACAACAUGAUAGAGGUUGCUGCAGAUGCACCUCUCCGAAAGCCGGGAGGCUAUUUUGCAGCCCCAGCUCAGCCAGAUCCAGAUGAUCAGUUUAUCAUACCCCCGGAGCUGGAAGAGGAAGUCAAAGAAAUCAUGAAACAUCACCAGCAGCAGCAGCAGCAGCCGCCGCCGCCGCAGCAGCCGCCACCCCAACCAGCACAGCCACAGCGGCAGUUCCAGGUGGACCACCUGCCAGACUGUUACGAUACACCACUAUGACCCAGUCUGAGUACUGUUUUAAACAAUAAACUAACCGGAGAGACUGAGAGAGUCUCCCAGGUUCACAUUAAACCAGGGGUGUUACUCCGUGCCCUUCUCCCAGACACUGCCCCACCCUGUCUGCAGCUCAUCUGUAGGUUCUCUUUGUAUUGGUUACUUUUAAUAAUUACCACUUUGUGACACUUUACCAAUAUGAUUUAAAUUUGUUAACUUUUUUCCCUAACAUAUCAAAUGUGUAAAGACAAAGAACAAAAGGUUUAAUAUAUUACAGAGAAAGCAGUUAAUGAUAAUGUAAUUUUUAAAAAUUGCUUUUUGUUGUUUUGUUUAUUUGGAAGGCAGGGCAAGUUGCCAUUGCUAAAUGACUUAAUAAUAUUGUAAUUGUGUAUUUUUUUGUGGGGAAAGGCUUUUUUUGUCUUGAAAAUGAUAGACAUUUGUAGAAUAUGGAGACUAACUCCUAGGAGUUGCUUUACUCUGUCAGGUGACUUAAGUCACUGGGACUCACUAAUUUUCUCUGAGAGAACAGUUGAUUGAGAAAUUUCUAUUGUAAAUAGCUAAGUGUUGCAUAGUGAUACUUAAAGUGUUUGUAGCCUUGGCGUAAGGACACAGCCUAAAUAACUACUCCUGCCCCUCUGCGGAGCCUUCCCUGCUCCAGCCCCACCCUGCUCAUCUUAGGUGUGGGCCAUCUGGUCAGUGUGCUUCUGUGUAGGUGAUGUGAUUCUGAGGUCACUGGACAGGAGCCUGCUCUGGGAACCUAGAACCUUUGCAGACACUUUGUAACUGUGUCCCUUACUGCUGCCACAGUCAGCAUGACUGUACAGAGUCCCUAGACCAUCUACACAUCCAGAGUUAUAUUGAAGCAGAAUGCACAAAUGGACAUGUCAUCAUUUUUGUUAUAAUAAAUAUGAAAUUUACAAGCACUGGAUCCAUUUGCAUUUGUCUCAGCACCCAGGUGUGUCUUACAGACAGUCAUACCAGCUUUCGAUUGGAAAGGAUGGAUUGAGAUUAACCAACAUUAUGGAUUGUGGUGUAUGUGUUUCCUUAAUACUCAACAAGUUUGUUGCAAAGAAUGAAUUGACCUUCUGGGCAGCUGUAUACACAGUAGGUGUUAUUCUUUUCCUUUUAUUAUUGUGCAGUGUAGACACUAACAGGGACUAGAUGGAGGUUGCUUAGGGGAGAGGCCCGGGAAGGUCUCCUCCGCAGAACCAUGUUGACUCUCGGUUCUUCCAGGAGAUCGUGUGAGCAGGUAAUGUACCUUGUAUUGAAACUGUGCAAAUUGAGAGCUGUAUAUAGAAGGCAGGUGGCUUCCAUUUCCAUCUGUCUCCCUUUAGGUCUGCCCUGAGUACUAUUGGACUAGCCCAGACCACUAACCUGGGGCCACAGGAGAAGAGUUAGCUCACUCCAGCACAGGGCUGGGCCCAGUACUGAAGGAGCCAGGUUUCCAAAGUGUGACAGAGACCAUCUGCCUUGGACUGGAAGUGGAGUCAUCUCAAGGGCCCUGAUCCUUCCCUUACUCUGCAUCAUGCCAUGUGAGUCGUGGAUCAGAAAAGCCACACAAGUGUCUAGUUUUCCCCAGUGACUUAUUUCCUGUCAAGCUGGCCUAGCUUUCCUAUUCAUCCAUGCUUGGAUCCCCAUUUCCAGCAGAGUUCACUUGUCACCUUUGUGGAAGAGGCCUUGAGCACAGUAUGGCUCUUACAGAGGGGUCAGAGCCUAUGGAGGGUGGUCAACAGUGAGUCCUUGUGGAUUCCUCGACCGCACCAGAGGCAGCCAUCCACCAGGACAAGCAAAAGAUGUGGGGGAAGCAGCAAACAGAGACGCUGUGUUUGUGUCCCCAGCUCCUCCGGUGCUGGCGUCUCUGUGGUCUCUGUCCGUUCUGUCGUGGAGACGCUGUACACACUGCAUAUAAGGAACUCUGCAGAUGUAGUACAUGGAGAGGGGAACAUUUCUUCUCUUGCACCCAUGUGAAGGACUUACCUACCUGUAAUUGUCCGUGCUCUUACUGUAGGAGCCUCCCCAGUUAUUUCCUAAGAAGGUUUACUCACUUCUGUCCACUUGUAAAGCUACUUAUAAAACUGAGGUGGGUUUUGAGCAUUAAAGUACUUGAUAAUACCUGAAGACCUCUGAAGCAGCCAUGGCAUCUGCACAGUGAGUAUUAUGGAGUAUUAUGGUUUUCCCUGAGGGGUGUAUUCUCCGCUUCCUGUGAGGAAACUCAGACCACUGGGAAAAGGUGUGAAGGGAAAGAGGAAGUUCGAGUGAGGCUGGUGACUGGCUGGGGCCUGGACACUGGUACCUGGUGGCUCAGCCACAUGCCGCCGCAUACGAGAUCUCCAGGCUUUCUGCCCUUGUCUACUUAGCCUGGCUCUGGUGAGGGGCUCCAGGCCAGAAUCUGGGGCCAGGGACCCAACCAGUGGCCUGGUUUCUUUUGUUGGCUUUUGUUAUAGCACCAUCUUCUGGUAGGCUUAGCUUUGGGGAGGACAUGAGCUCCAUUGUGCUAGAAGAAACUUUAACAGUUUUCUUUGACAUGUAGUAGAACGUAAUCCUCACCACUAAUUAAGUGUGGCAGAGAUGCUGUAUUAGAUCCUAGUGUCUAUUGUACCUCCUAUCAGCUUCUGCUUUGUAAGGUGGUAUUGUUGAUGACCACCUGAUUCCUGUAAUGGGCAACUAUCCCAUGGGAAAUUAAAAUACAGAAAUAACAUGUAAUCAGAAUUAUAAUCCUGUCCAGCAUUUGUCUAGCCCUGCAUUCCCUAGGGUUAGGAAACAAAGCAAAACAAAGCUUCUGUGGUAUGCUUGACAUCUUACAGAGUCACAUCUGCAAUGUCACUACUGGCCCUAACCAAGGGCUGCUGGACUAUGUGGACUCUCCUUGGACACUCAUCAAAGGGUCUUUUGAAUUCAUCCCUGAUACAAAGCAGAAGUGUCUCUGUAAAGGUGGGGGUUGUAUUGUCUGUAACUGCCUCCCCAGUGACCAGAUCUGUAACUCAGUAGGGCCAAGAGUCCUCACUAUUCCAACAUAGAACUGGGCUGAUCAGAAAAUCGAGAGCACAACACAAGUGCCUUCGGAAGUGACAAAUGGAAGAAAAGACGGACUGUGGUUAGGGAAAGGCUCCUCGUAUUUCUUGUCAUUGAAUGCUAAUUUGUUCUUCCAGUUCAUCUCUAGAAUCCCCAUGUUGUGCAAAUGACUUGAGGCAAACUGCUUUCAUCAUCGUCAUUGAUCUGGCCUGUGCUGAUGUUGAUCGAUAUGAUCGAUAUGUGUUUGGAAAUGCAAAUAGCUCUAAAGUA